This is a messenger RNA of Eimeria tenella, 2085 nucleotides long. Its product is annotated as TPR domain-containing protein, putative. The transcript has 9 exons. Gene Ontology annotation, molecular function: protein binding. Lineage: Eukaryota; Apicomplexa; Conoidasida; Eucoccidiorida; Eimeriidae. The record is from RefSeq and is a predicted model, not a curated record. The coding region runs from base 1 to 2085 and encodes 694 amino acids.
AUGGCAGAGACACUUCCUGAGAAGGUCGGUUCGGCGGUAGCAGCAGCGCAAGCCGACGAGAGCGGCUCCGCAGCAGCAACAGGAGCAGCAGGGGAAGAUGCAGGAUUGGGAGGCCAAUACACGAAACCGUUCCCGCCCCCACCCCCUGAGGUCAAAGAAAUGGCAAUGGAGCAGGAAAGAGAAAGGGAGAGAGGCGUAGUAGCAGUGAAGGUGGUGCUGACACUCCAGACACUCCAGGUGGAGCCGGAGAAGACUGGAGGCAGACGCAGCCGAAGAAAAGGGGCUGCAGAAAAAGCAGAAAAGGGGAAAAGAUGUAGAAAUAUAGGCCAAGUCGACGAAGCAAUCAGAGAAUGGCAGCUGUCGCUCAAGAUUUGCUUCUCACUCGCCUGCCGAGGGCCCCACAUGGGCCAGGAACUCAUUCCCCUGGAGCUGCCGUUACACCUCAAUUUGGCUGCAGCUGCACUCAAAACUGGAGAAGCUCACACAGCCAUUCAUCACUGCACCAGAGCGUUGCAGCUGAAGAAGACGCACCCCAAGGCGCUCUACAGGCUUGCCAAGGCGCAUCUUAUGGUCAAUGAUUUUCAAGACGCUUCAGAAGCAGCAGAAUUGCUGCUGCAGGUGCAGCCAGGUGACCCUUUGGCUCUGUCACUGCAGCAGGAGAUAGCACGGGAACGGGAAUUGCACAAGAUCCAGCAGCGACGGCUGAUGCGAAAAAUGAUGGGCGUCAGAACCAAGAGCAGCAGCAGCAAGGGCAACACCAGCAACACCAGCAGCACGGACAGCGGCACUUGCAACGCAUCUUGUACCCCGUCGAAAGAAGCUGAUGAUCCCAGCAUCAAGACCUCCAGCAACACAAGCAGCAGCAGCAACACAAGCAGCAGCAGCAGCAACACGAGCAGCACCAGCAGCAGCAGCAACGCAGACAGCAGCAACAGCUUCAUAUGGGACAUACAGUGGCGCGAUGAUGACCAAGACACCUCUUUGUGGCUCCGUCCGCACUCUCUAGAGUACUUGUCUGAGGAAUGCAAUUUCCCUUUGACUCGCUCUCUCCCCCUCACGCUGCUGUCAGCCCUGCACCAGCUGCAGCUGCAACAGCAGCAGCAGCAGCAGAAUCAAGCUUUGCCCGAUUUGAAGAAGGGUACACUCUGCCUCCAUAUUUUGGGGGCCUCAGCACAUCAUGAGUUGAGCUGCCGCUUCACUUCCAUCUUGGAGAGGUGGCCGCAGCUGAAAACCCUCAUAAUUCUCUUUGUAGGAUUUACUCAAGGGGGGCCCAACCCCACUAAGUUUGAAGAAGACCUCGUCAAGGGAGAGCUGUCUCCCCCACACUGUGUCAAAGUCGAUGGACGAGAGCAGGUCGCUGUUUUCUUCAAAGGCACUUACUCGGAUUUGGCGAAGAAAGUCCCCGGCAUUCUCUCCAACCCCAAAUGUACUUUCUUUCCAGAUAUAGCACUUUUCAGCACCCUAGGGGCACUCCAGGAGCCCUCCAAAGGUACUGAGGCCACAGCAGAUGGGCCAGACACCCUAUCUGAGGCGACACUGGAGACACUGCGUCUCCUUAUAGACAACAAUGUGCUAACGGUUAUCACAGAGAGCAAUUUAUGCACGGCGGAAGAUGUUGCUGCAUAUUCAUCAGUGGCAGCAGCAAGAACAGCCGCAGCACCGCCACUGCCACCCAGCAGGGGCGCACCAGUGGUUGAGCAGCUAGGUGGCCUGCUACUGCUGCCCCCCGAACGCAGCAGAUUCCCGCUGCUCCUGGAGCUGCCCUCGGCAGCAGACGGAGCCAAAGCUGCGAAUUUUGCUGCUCGGAAUGCUGCUGCUGCUGCUGAUGCAGCUGCAGCUGCAGCGGAAAGAGCCAAGGGGAAAGCCUCCCCGGAGGCUGUUGCUGCAGCAGAAGCAGCAGCCAAGAAGGCAGCAGCAGACACUGCUGCUGCUGCUGCUGCUGCUGAGCUAGCUGCUGCUGCUGCUGCUGAUGCAGAGUCGAAGGCCGUCAAGCAGCACGUGGCAUGCGCCAAACACGGAAGCUUUUUUGCAUUCAAAGGCCGUGACCCUCGGGCUACUGGUGCUGCCGGAGCUGCCAUGCCGUAG